AUGGUUUCUAAACUGAGCCAGCUGCAGACGGAGCUCCUGGCGGCCCUGCUCCACUCGGGCCUGAGCAAAGAGGCACUGAUCCAGGCGUUGGGUGAGCCGGGGCCCUACCUGCUGGCUGGAGAUGGCCCCCUGGACAAGGGGGAGUCCUGCGGCGGCGGUCGGGGGGAGCUGGCCGAGCUGCCCAACGGGCUGGGGGAGGCGAGGGGCUCCGAGGACGAGACGGACGACGAUGGGGAAGACUUCACACCGCCCAUCCUCAAGGAGCUGGAGAACCUCAGCCCCGAGGAGGCGGCCCACCAGAAAGCCGUGGUGGAGACCUUGCUGCAGGAGGACCCGUGGCGCGUGGCCAAGAUGGUCAAAUCCUACCUGCAGCAGCAUAACAUCCCACAGCGGGAGGUAGUCGACACCACUGGCCUCAACCAGUCACACUUGUCCCAGCAUCUCAACAAGGGCACCCCCAUGAAGACACAGAAGCGAGCUGCCCUGUACACCUGGUACGUCCGCAAGCAGCGAGAGGUGGCCCAGCAGUUCACCCACGCAGGGCAAGGUGGGCUGAUUGAAGAGCCCACAGGUGAUGAGCUGCCAACCAAGAAGGGGCGGAGGAAUCGUUUCAAGUGGGGCCCAGCCUCCCAGCAGAUCCUGUUCCAGGCCUAUGAGAGGCAGAAGAACCCCAGCAAGGAGGAGCGAGAGGCAUUGGUGGAGGAGUGCAAUAGGGCGGAAUGCAUCCAGAGGGGGGUGUCACCAUCGCAGGCACAGGGGCUGGGCUCCAACCUUGUCACAGAGGUGCGUGUCUACAACUGGUUUGCCAAUCGCCGCAAGGAAGAAGCCUUUCGUCAUAAGCUGGCCAUGGACACAUACAGCGGGCCACCACCUGGGCCAGGCCCGGGCCCCACACUGCCUGCCCACAGCUCUCCGGGCUUGCCCCCACCUGCCCUCUCCCCUAGUAAGGUCCACGGUGUGCGCUAUGGACAGCAAGCAACUAGCGAGGGGGCGGAAGUGCCUUCGAGCAGCGGUGGUCCCUUGGUGACGGUGUCUGCGCCCCUGCACCAAGUGUCCCCCACAGGCCUGGAGCCCAGUCACAGUCUGCUGAGCACCGAAGCCAAGCUGGUCUCAGCAACUGGGGGCCCCUUGCCCCCUGUCAGCACCCUGACAGCACUGCACAGCUUGGAGCAGACCUCCCCAGGCCUCAACCAACAGCCCCAGAAUCUCAUCAUGGCCUCACUUCCCGGGGUCAUGGCCAUUGGGCCUGGUGAGCCUGCCUCCCUGGGCCCCACGUUCACCAACACGGGUGCCUCCACCCUGGUCAUUGGCCUGGCCUCCACUCAGGCCCAGAGCGUGCCAGUCAUCAACAGCAUGGGCAGCAGCCUGACCACCCUGCAGCCAGUCCAGUUCUCCCAGCCACUGCACCCUUCCUACCAGCAGCCACUCAUGUCUCCCAUGCAGAGCCAUGUGGCCCAGAGCCCCUUCAUGGCCACCAUGGCCCAGAUUCAGAGCCCCCAUGCCCUCUACAGCCACAAGCCCGAGGUGGCCCAGUACACCCACACGGGCCUGCUUCCGCAGACCAUGCUCAUCACCGACACUACCAACCUGAGCGCCCUGGCCAGCCUCACGCCCACCAAGCAGGUCUUCACCUCAGAUGCUGAGGCCUCCAGUGAGUCCGGGCUUCAUACGCCGGCGUCUCAGACCACCACCAUCCACAUCCCCAGCCAGGAUCCUGUUGGCAUCCAGCACCUGCAGCCUGCCCACCGGCUCAGCGCCAGCCCCACCGUGUCCUCCAGCAGCCUGGUGUUGUACCAGAGCUCCGACUCCAACAACGGCCACAGCCACCUGUUGCCAUCCAACCACAGCGUCAUCGAGACCUUCAUUUCCACGCAGAUGGCUUCAUCCUCCCAGUAACCAUGGCAACGCCUCCCAGGGGCUGGGCCCUGCCUGGAGCCUGCCUGGCCUACUUGGGGGGUGACUGGGACAUCUGAGCCUGUGACACUUUCACUGCCACCGGAGUGCAGCCUGAAAACUGUGCCUUGGUUCCCAGCCUGCUCUGUCAGCGUCAGAAAGAGUUCCAAGGCUCCCCGACCUCAGGAGGGCUGCUUCAGUGCCCAAGAGGGGACUGUGGAGAGCUGGGAAGCAGAGCAAGACACAGGAGGGACUGUUCCUGGUGCUCAGGGUCAAUCUUGUCAUUUGGAACACAAGGGCCGGCCUUUGGAUUUGGGGACCCUGGUGCCCCUGGUGCCCCCAGCCCAUGCCUGUGGAGAGCCCCAGAACCCCCAAGGGCACUCUGGCAGUUGCACUUCUCAAGACAUGAGGCUGUGGAGCUGUGACUCACUGAGCUCCAAGAGGCCCAGGAUCAACACAGCCCCAUCCUGUCACCUGUGUCCUGAUCAGGUCCCUCCACCCUGCUCCCCUUCUAGCUAUAGUCCCACAUGCCUGUUUGUACCUACCCUGCCCCUAAUCGCAUGAGCAUUCCCCAAGUGGUUCCUCUGUGCUGGGGCCUGGGGCUUGGAUGCAACCCCCUGGGAGAGCUCCAGCUAGCAGCAAAAAGCAUGCAGGGCUCUCCAGCUUUUCUCGUGCUGAGCCAUCCCUCUCUGCAGCCUCUUGGCCGUCCGUUCUCCUGGGUAUCACACCUUCUAAUGCCAGUCUGGCAUCUUGCCUCUGCGGGAAAGACCCCCUCUGGGCUAGGAAAUCAUCUCUGCCCCAUGGGAGCCUUGUGACUGCGCCUGGUGCUGUCAGGAUUCUGAGCAACAGCUCCUCUGGCCUGUGGGGCCCUGCAGCCCCUCCCUGGUUUGGGGAAGAAGCUGCUGAGCUUGGAAGGCACCAAGGCCUGAGCAGGUGGCAGAUCCGAGGGGCCCAGAGAAGGGAAAGGAACCAGUGGAGAGAAGCCACUUGCAUGGACAGGAUUGUCACCGGGCUGGCUGAGGGAUGGGGAGAGGUCCAGCUACACCCAGGCCCCUGAGGUCCCGAGUGCCACCAAGAGAGACAAGCCAGCUGUGUAAACCUGGAGCUCCGUGGCCUCCACUUCCUGGGGCUGCUGCAGAUAACCUGGCUUGCAGACUGCUCCCAUCCUGGGACUGAGGAAGGGGCCAGGGAAGAACCAGCGCCCCCUGCAGCUUGCAGCCAGCUAAGGGCAAACCUGUACAUUUAUUUAACUUUUAGUAAAGGAAAGGAGGAACGGAAGAGUGGAAA
Canis lupus familiaris (dog) is the source of this 3180-nucleotide messenger RNA. RefSeq names its product HNF1 homeobox A (gene HNF1A). The record is from RefSeq and is a predicted model, not a curated record. Gene Ontology annotation, cellular component: nucleus. The coding region runs from base 1 to 1896 and encodes 631 amino acids. Lineage: Eukaryota; Metazoa; Chordata; Mammalia; Carnivora; Canidae. Gene Ontology annotation, molecular function: RNA polymerase II cis-regulatory region sequence-specific DNA binding; DNA-binding transcription factor activity, RNA polymerase II-specific. Gene Ontology annotation, biological process: regulation of transcription by RNA polymerase II; pancreas development; positive regulation of DNA-templated transcription. The transcript has 10 exons.